Messenger RNA from Poecilia reticulata (guppy), 2439 nucleotides. It is a transcript of the gene tslig3b, whose product is annotated as family with sequence similarity 98 member B. Gene Ontology annotation, cellular component: tRNA-splicing ligase complex. NCBI's taxonomy places the organism in Eukaryota, Metazoa, Chordata, Actinopteri, Cyprinodontiformes, Poeciliidae. The record is from RefSeq and is a predicted model, not a curated record.
UAUGCAGCUGGAGGAACUCCUUUUAUAUACGGGCAUCAUGGUGAAAAUGAAUGGGUCCAAAUCAUGUCUAUAUUCACACACAUCCACCCGUAACAUUACCAUGUUUUAAUCAAUCAACGAAGCAACAGUUCGGGGAUGGAGAGUGACAUUUUGGACUCCUUGGAGCAGCUCGGCUAUGACGGGCCUCUGCUGGAAGAGAAGGUGCUGCUAAGAGCGGCAGAAGGAGGCCUUUCGUCCCCGGAGUACGUGGACCUCUGUCGGUGGUUGGCAUCUAGACUGAAGCCCCUCUGUGGCUUGGAGGAGAGCAUUACAUCUGGACCAGACGACAUGGACAGCCUACAGGUAGAGAUGAGUGGUUUGCUGAAAGAGCUGCACUGUCCCUUUGAAGGAGCCGUUUCAGGGAUCCUCCGGUGCAGCACACGGAGCACAAAAGACCACCUGAAGUUUGUCUUGUUUUUGAGCUCCGAGCUUCAGGCGGCUCAGAUCCUGGGCGGCAGAAGAGACUCUGCGAAGCGCCAAGAUGAGAGUCCGGUUCAGCGGGAGCUUUCAGCGAUCUGCGAGACGCUGAAGCUGCCGGAGCCUGGAGGAAGAGAGGCAGCAGAGGUUUUUUCUCAAGUAAAAAACAAGGUGGAACAUGUGCUUCAAGAUCUUCCUAAAGGCUUCGUUGGUUCUCCAGUGUUCCAGAAGUCUCUGAGCAGCGAGCAGUGGGAGAAGCUGCACGGCAUCAACACAGGCCUGUCGUCAGAGUACGAGUGUCGCCGCAGGAUGCUGAUCAAGCGGCUGGACGUCACCGUUCAGUCGUUCGGCUGGUCGGACAGAGCCAAGGUGAAGGUGGACAGCAUGGCCAGAGCCUACCAGCCCAAGCGCCACUCUCUGAAGCCUCAGUCCUCGGUGGACGUGGCCGAGCUGCUGGCGGCCAGGGAGGACAUCUGCAACGUGGUGAAGACCAGCAGCGGCUCCAGCCGGGCGAACACCGCCUGCGCCGUCAACAAGGUUUUAAUGGGAAGAGUGCCGGACCGAGGAGGACGUCCCUCUGAGAUAGACGCCCCGCCGCCUGAGAUGCCCCCCUGGCAGAAGAGGCAAGAUGGAGGUGGAGGAUGGGGAGGACGCGGCGGUGGAGGAGGAGGAGGCGGAGGCGGAGGCGGCGGCUGGAAUCAAGGAGGAAGAGGAGGUGGAGGAGGAUGGGGAGGCGGUGGAGGAUGGAAGGGAGGAGGAUGGAACCAAGGAGGACACAACAGACAUGGAGACUAUGGAGGACAUGGAGGGAAGAGAGGACGAUACCAGUAUUAGCAUCUGCUGUGUUUUGAGUUUUCAUUUGAUCCAAAUGUAGCUCUCUAUACACAUACACACACACACACCAUAAUCUAAACACAACACUCAUCUGAUGCCAACCAAUGGGAAACCUUCCCCCCUUAUUUUAUUUUUUAUCAAACGUUAAUAUUGUGGUUUUUUUUUAAAUUUUAUAUGUUUUAUGGACAAAUCAGCUGUCGUUACUAGGGGUGCACUGAUUGAUCGGCUCUGAUUUCCUAAUUUUAUGUGAUCGGUCGAUACUUGCAUGUGAAGCCGAUCCAUUCCAUCAGUCUCAUCUACCUCCACAUCUGCAGUAGGAGGCCUGAUUUAAACUAUUAAUUUAGUUUACCUAACAGUUUAGACAGCAAAGCUCUAAACGUCUCCUUUUAUUUGAGAACACUACCUCAUGUGCAGUUAAAACAAGUUUGUGUUGUUCAGUGUUUUCCAAUGAAAUAAGGUUAAAGGUGUAUUAUAACCUUAUAACACCUGACAGUGUCACCUAUUAAGAAAAUCAGCAUCUGCCAGAACUGGAUUCAACAAGUCUGGCUUUUUAGAGAUCGAUGAUCGGCCAGAAAACUGCAAUCAGUGCAUCUCUAGUCAUUACGAGAUUACGUAAGGUUAAACCUUAUUAGGUUAAGCCUAAUAAGUAUUUAACCUUAUUAAGUAGUUAGGUUAAAUACCUAUUAUUUAACCUAAUAAGUAGGUUAAAUUAAACUAAUGUAUUGUAGCUCCAGGAUCUUAUCUUGGGAGACAAACAAGACUUGUAGAGCAACUUUGUGUUUUACUUUGUUCUUUAGCAACACAGUCCUGGGAAACUCAUUCUGGAAUGCUUUUAAGAUGCUAACUGUGUGUUUUACUUUUGACAAAAACACAUUUUUAACUGUGAACACCUGAAGUAUUAGAGCGGGUGGAUCAGAGGAUGACUGUGAUCAAAUCUGCAGCGCUGGUUAUCGGUUUUGGACUUUUAAAUAUGAUUUUUAAUUGUCUUUUAUUUGUAUUUAUACAACAUCUAAUAAUUGGGUGCACAAGUUUGAAUUUAUGGUGGAUGUUUUUGAAUCUACAUUUACAUCGCAGACUCAAAUGUACAUGGACGCCCUGUAACAUUUGGCUAAAAGUCCGUUAUUAAACUCCAGUUCGGUUUUUCGACAA